This is a messenger RNA of Pseudonaja textilis, 894 nucleotides long. NCBI's taxonomy places the organism in Eukaryota, Metazoa, Chordata, Lepidosauria, Squamata, Elapidae. The record is from RefSeq and is a predicted model, not a curated record.
AUGAAGGAACAGCUGAAGGCUUUUGAUCAAGAAGUAAAUGAGUUUGUGGAUUAUAUGUUUGGAGAUAGAGAUCCCAGGGUGAGAGGGUGGCUUCUGCUGGAUUCAUACUUACCUACUUUUGCUCUCACCAUCCUAUAUCUGCUCUUCAUAUGGCUGGGCACCAUGUUUAUGAAGAAUAGGCCUGCUUUGUCACUCAGGGGCCUUCUUAUUGUGUAUAACUUUGGUGUCACAGUGCUAUCGUUUUACAUGCUGAUAGAGCUGAUUCUUGCUACAUGGGAAGGAAAUUAUAACUUACAAUGUCAGAACUUGAUCAGCGCAGGAGAAACGGACAUCAGGGUGGCCCAGGUGUUGUGGUGGUAUUACUUUUCCAAAGUCAUUGAAUUUGCUGACACUGUUUUCUUUGUUUUGCGAAAGAAAAACAAUCAAAUAACUUUUCUUCAUGUUUAUCAUCAUGCCAGUAUGUUUAACAUCUGGUGGUGCGUCAUGAACUGGAUACCUUGUGGACAAAGCUUCUUUGGACCCACUUUGAAUAGUUUUAUCCACAUCCUCAUGUAUUCCUACUAUGGAUUGUCAGUCAUUCCAUCCAUGCGUAAAUACCUUUGGUGGAAGAAAUAUCUCACUCAAGCACAACUGAUUCAGUUUUUGCUCACCAUUACACAUACACUCAGUGCAGCUGUCAAACCCUGUGGUUUUCCCUUUGGAUGCCUCAUCUUCCAGGUCUCCUACAUGGCCACAUUGGUGGUUCUGUUCGUUAACUUUUACGUCAAGACAUAUCGGAAAGCAUCUUCAAAAGCCAAUGCGAAAGAGAUUCCUCUGGUGACAGAAAUUAAGAAUGGGUUCCAUAAAAACUACCUAAAGGAAAUUAAUGGCGCUCUGAAGAAAAAAGCACAAUAA